CCAGCACUAACAACAUUAUCUCGAGUAUUAAAUUCAGUAAGAGUGAUAUUAGAGUGUCAUGUUUUAAUUUGAGGAUCGUUAAUUUAAGCGAUAAGCCAGAAGUAUUAAAAAAAAUAAUCGGUGAUUAGAAUGUUAGUCAUCACACGAAACAAUAGUCGAGGUUAAAAAUUCAUCAGAUUGGAAUACACGUCAGCCAAUCGUUUCUUAGUACAAUUGUAAAAUCGUUAUUCGCCAUAUCGGGUACCAAGGAACCUCUCAUCAUACUUACCAACUACUACCAUACUAUGAAAGAAUAAUAGAAACAUGGAACGUGCUACUCGAAACUAAUCGUUUAUUAUUCUAAUUAUAACUAACCUUGCCGAGAUAUUUAAAACAAGAUAUUUCACCAGCCGGAUUAUUCAACAAGAUGCGACCGAUCGACUUUAUUGUUUUUCUUCUCUUCUUUGUCUGGAGUGUCACGUCUCAAGAAGUUUCCAACAAUGGAUCCCAAAAGUACGACCCGAAUUCACUGGAAAUGAACAAGAAGCUAAUGAAGACUUUCCUGAGGCUCUUUUACCAGGCCGCUAACCGAGUUAUGGCUUUGAAAAAUAAACCUAGCAAUCAUAUUGAUGCUGAUGUCCAAAAUAUUUCUAUUUCCGACAUCUUGAAGUCGCAGAACUCGGACAUUCAAAGCCGAUUUUUCUUCCCAUCAGAAUCUAGAGGCUUUUUCGACAACCUGAACCCAGUCAACGCGAUAAGUAUAAUGUCGAAAAGCGCGACAGGGGGCGUCGUUGAUCCCAAGGACCUGGCGCCCAAUUUGGGGCAAACUCUGAUUGAGAUCGGGAACAAAGCUCUCGACGGGAUGAAUUCUACGGUUAGAAUUGUUUCUGACUCUGCUGGAGCUCUUGGAGGACAUAGCACAGAAUCUGGAGCCAGAAUAGAAGAAGCUGGCAAGGAAUCAAACGUUUCGACUCCUUUUUUGAGAUUCAUGGGUGACUUGGACAACUCUACCAGCACAAAUGUGACCAACGCUUCUUCCAACAGCACUAACUCUACCGAUAAAGCAGAAGCGAGAGUGAAUCUUAACCCAGACCCUGUUUCAUCGACAGUCGAGCCGGGAAACGCUACGAAAGCUCCCGAAAUCACCAAAAGAGAAGCAUCGGUACUGACUUUGAAUAACCCGAGUAAUAAUUUAAAUGGAAAAUUUCCGAGCUCUAAAAUUACAGAUCCUGCCUCAGUCGAUAAGGGAGUGGCUGCCGAGCCUGUCAGGGUGAUAAGAUCCCCGUCCAGCGAUGAGAACGAUGAUAUCUUUGACUUUCCUGAGGAUAACGACAUCAAAGAUGUGCAGCCGAUUAUUUCUAACAUGAAACUCGGGGAAAUAGUCGAUAAAUUUAGUUAUUUAUAAUUAUUAUUACUAUUAAUUAAAUAAACUAGUGAUUUUUAAUUGUUCAAUAUUUUUAGUCACUUAAAUUAGUAAUUGUUUUAUUUAAUACCUUUUUUAAUCACAAGCCCGUUUGUAAUAAUUGUUAACCUUGAUAACAAAUACAAUAAAGCAAUAAAAGCUUAUCUUGACCAAUAAAAUGAAUAUUAAUUCGCUUAUUAAAAACGGCACUCAAUGUCAAGUACUAAGUUUUAAUUAUUUUAAAUCGAGUGUUGCGAAAGCGAUUUAAUUCACCGAAAAUCAAUACUUGUUUUGUGAUAGUUAUAAAUAUAAACUAAGAAAAAAUUAUAUCUUAAUAGGCGAGGAUAAUUAACAUUUUCUGGUCAUAAGUCGGGUAUCAAGGCGAAAAUUUAAGCAAUCUGUUGCAGACAUGGCGGUUGUAUACAUAACUAUUCUUCUGAUAGCCUUCAUUGAUAGCUCUGUGGGAUUUCACCACAACAAUGAUCUUGAAGAAAAAUUGAUGGAACAAGAGAAGACUAUACAAACAUUGCUGCGGCUUUUACAGCAGCCUUGUUACUUGAUAAAUCCACGUCAAACGCAUCAACACCUACCGGGUUCUAUAUUGGCAAUGACUAUUCAUCAGAAGAUUGCUGAUGCAAGAAGAAGAAGAAAUAAAUAUAACUCCUGGAGAAGAAAUCCUAUCUUUCGCUUUGGAAGUGACAGGAAGACUGGAAAAUCUAGCGAUUCUAAAUCUAUUGAGUUGGUUAAGGAAUUCUCUGAUCCAGAGUUUGAUAACGAUUUUUAUCGAGCUUUGUCCAAAGUUUUGAGGAUGGAAAUCAACAGGCGCCCCGAAUUGAAGAAAGUUAUUGGAAAUGAUAUCAAGAAGAUAAAUAUUGGAGAUUCUGAGAUUUGAUUUUUUUCUUUGUUUAAUUCAGUUUUUUUUAUGUUAGUUGUAUAA
Messenger RNA from Cotesia glomerata, 2318 nucleotides. RefSeq lists its product as uncharacterized. Lineage: Eukaryota; Metazoa; Arthropoda; Insecta; Hymenoptera; Braconidae. Bases 407 to 1384 code for a protein of 325 amino acids. The record is from RefSeq and is a predicted model, not a curated record. The transcript has 3 exons.